AUGAGCGCCUCCUCUUGGGUCCCUCCCGCUCCGGGCAGCAUCCCACCUCCACCCAGACCUCCCUUCACUGAUCAGCACACGCUGAGCAACCUGGCAGACAUUCGCACACUGAACCUUCAUCUGGAAUGGCAUGUGGAUUGGGAUGCCAAACUAAUCUCUGGCAGUGCUGCCCACGAGCUGGAGGUGAUUGGGGAGAAGGGAACGGAUAGGCUCGUGCUGGAUACGAGCUACAUCGACAUUCACAAGGUGGAGGUGGAAGGAAGGGAGACGAAGGAUUGGCACCUGGCUCCGCGCAAAGGCUCGCUGGGAGCUGCGCUGACCGUACCGCUCGGCAAAGUGUGGAGCCAAGGAAGCAAGGGCAGGGUGGUGGUGCACUACAGCACUACGGAUCAAUGCACCGCUCUCGGCUGGCUCACCGCCGCUCAGACCGAAGGCAAGAAGAGCCCUUUGGUCUUCUCUCAGGCUCAAGCAAUUCACGCCAGAUCCCUCGUGCCGAUUCAAGACACUCCGAGCCACAAGAUCAAGUACACUGCAAGAGUCAAAUCCAAGAUCCCAAUCCUCAUGUCCGCCUUGCCUGCUGGCUCCGUUCAGGCGUCCGAGGAUCACCCUGGAGACCCCCUGGCUGCAGAGAGCCAAGGCUUGUCAGACGAUGAGGAGAAAUACUACGUAUUCAAGCAGCCCGUUGGCAUCCCUUCGUAUCUCAUUGGAAUUGUAGGUGGAGACUUUGUCUUCAGGUCGCUGGGGCCGCGCUGCGGAGUUUGGGCUGAGCCUCCCAUGGCGGAUAGAGCAGAGUGGGAGUUCAAAUCCACGACGCACAAAUACCUCUUGGCAGCUGAAGAGCUCAUCUCCCCCUACUCGUGGACGCGAUUCGACAGCGUGGUGCUGCCUCCCAGCUUUCCUUAUGGCGGAAUGGAGCAGCCCAACCUGGUCCUGCUCACCCCUACGCUCGUGUGCGGAGACAGAUCGCAAUGCGACGUCGUUCUACACGAACUUUCCCACUUUUGGAGCGGCAACUUGACAAGCUGCGCUACGUGGGCAGACUUUUGGCUAAAUGAGGGCAUCAAUGUGUGGAUCGAGCGUCUCAUCUUGCAAAAGAUACAUGGGCCGGAAGUGGGUCCUGCUUAUCGCGGCCUCAGGUGAGUGAGAGCUGGCCGCGUCCUAAUCGCAUGUGGUGAUGCGUCGCGGUCACAUCGCUGAGACGGCUUUUGGUCUUCGCGCGUGUGACAUCAGCUACCUCAUCGGCGAGAAGGAACUCGGAGGCGCCUACAAGGAGUUUGAUGCCACCCCACGAUUCAAGCGACUGGUUCCCAAGUAUUCUGGCAAUGAGGAUCCCGACGACGCAUUCUCACGCAUUCCCUACGAAGCAGGCUCUAACCUCAUCCUCUACUUGGAAAGGCUAGUGGGAGGUCUGGACAUUUUCAUUCCUUUCAUCCGAUCCUGGUUCGCAACAUUUUACGAUCGAUCGGUCACCACUGGCGAGUUUAGGCAACACCUCGCGGACUUUUUUGCGGGCAAUGAGCACGUGACGAACAAGCUGAAAGAGGUGGAUUGGGAUGCCUGGCUCAACAGCGAGAGCGGCAAAUUGCCUGUCCAACAGACCUACGACGAUCGAUUCGCCAAGCAGUCGUACGCGCUUGCGGACAGGUGGCUCAAGGUGAUCAAGGAGGGCGGCAAAGCGGAAGGCUUCAGCAAAAAGGACAUCGAGGGAUGGUCUGUCGAUCAACAGGUCGUCUUUCUGGAGCAGCUGCACCUCGGACCCAAAGUCAAAGCGUCCAUUGCCGAACAGCUGGACCAGACGUAUCAAUUCAGUCAAGCACAAUGCGGGGAAAUUCUCCUCUCCUUCUUCGUCAUCGCUUUGGAAGAUCCAGCGACGCAGUAUGCCAAGCAAUGCGCAGAAUGGGUCAAGACGGUUGGCAGGAUGAAGUAUGCCAGGCAACUCUACAGAGCCUUGUACGCUGUCGAUCCCGACUUUGCGCGAAAAACCUUCGAGGAGUCCAAGAGCUUCUACCACCCAAUUUGCCGGAACCUGCUCAGACAAGAUCUCAAGCUUGCACCCGUAGCAUGA
This is a messenger RNA of Ceraceosorus bombacis, 2065 nucleotides long. Lineage: Eukaryota; Fungi; Basidiomycota; Exobasidiomycetes; Ceraceosorales; Ceraceosoraceae. The record is from the annotation of a GenBank genome assembly.